UUUCUUUUUGAUAACAAUAAUCUCUCUCUCUCUUCUGAUCAUUCAUUUCAUCCUAAUUCUUCCUCUCAUCAACUUGCUAGAGAACAGAGACUCAAAUGGCGUACGCUGCUGUAACUUCACUUAAAGGAACACUCCAUCUACAUUUCUUGCAAUCACAACCACGCUUGCCUCUUCAACACAACCAAGAGAUACUUAAUUCUCUAUGUGAAAAUCUUGGUUUCUUGCAAGAAAUUCUUGAGAAAUCUGAGAUCGCCUAUGCCUAUGAUAAUUCGGCGGUGAAACGUUUAGAGGCAAAGAUGAGAGAUGUAGCGUUCGAAGCUGAAGAAAGGAUUGAGAUGGAAUUGAGUAGCAUAUAUCUUCAAUCAAGCAGUAUAGAGGCUUGCCUCCUCAGGCUUCAUGGAAUCCUCAAGCAAGCAGUAAAACAGACUGAUUACCUCAAGAAGAAGUUUAUUAAGAUUGCAAAGGGUUCAUCAAUCACUGAGGUUUCACUCCUUGCUGCUGUAACUUCGCUUAAAGAAACACUCCAUCUACAUUUCUUGCAAUCACAACCACGCCUGCCUCUUAUAUAUAAACGAAAGGUGGUCUCUCUCCAUAGAAAUCUUGGUUUCCUUCAAGAAAGUUUUGAGAAAUCUGAGAUCGCCUAUGAUGAUGCAGGGGAGAUGAAUGAUCUAGAGGCAGAGAUGAGAGAUGUGGCGUUAGAAGCUGAAAAAAGGAUUGAGAUGGAGUUGACUACCAUUUAUCUGGCAAAGGGUUGGAUCAAGCAUCUUGCUUGCCUACUCAGGCUUCAUGGAAUCUUCAAUGAAGCUGUAAAACAGACUGAUCACCUCAAGAGGAAGUUGAUAAAGAUUACAAGUGAAAAGCAGCUUGCAAAGGGUCCAUCACAAGGUGAAAGGAUCACUGACAACGUUUCAUUCCUUGGUCAGAUGGAACAAAGAGGACCAUUCUUUGGUUCAACAUCAUCACAGCCUGAUCUAGAACGCGAGAAUAAUAUUACAGUGAGUAAAUUUUCCAUAAACGCUUCAAUAAAGUUUGACAGUAGAAUGGUCGGAUGCAACGAGGAGUUCAAGAUGAUAAUGGAUCAGCUCACCCAACAAUCAGCAAAGCAACUACAAGUUGUAUCAAUUGUAGGCAUGGGCGGAAUAGGCAAGACCACUUUAGCUCGAAAAGUCUAUGAAGAUCCAUCAAUUACUUCUCAUUUUUACAUCCGUGCAUGGGUUACUGUAUCUCAAAAGUAUAACGUGGAACAAAUACUCCAAUGUGUUGUUGGUUGUGUUAAUGCAGCAUCAAAUGACAACUUAGCAGAAAGUUUGCGGAAACACUUGAUGGGUCAGAGAUAUUUGAUAGUGAUGGAUGAUAUAUGGAGCACUACUACUUGGGAUAGUGUGCAAAGAUGCUUUCCUGAUAAUAAUAAUGGAAGCCGUAUACUAUUGACCUCUCGACUAAGGGAGGUGGCUGAAUAUGUAAGUUCAGGUAACUUUACCAUUAACAUGCCUUUCUUAGAUGCCCAUGAAAGUUGGAAUCUCUUCUGCAAUGUGUUUGGUCAAACAAAAUUUCUUUGGGUGUUUGAGGAAAUUGGUAGAGACAUAAUGAAGAAAUGUGAAGGAUUACCUCUAGCUAUUGUUGUAGUAGCUAGUCUUCUCUCUAAGACAGAGGCGGCAGUAGAGAAGUGGAAUAAUGUUGCAAAAAAUGUGAGUAGAUAUGUAAUUGGUGAUUCUAAUGAUGCAUGUUCCAGAAUACUAUAUUUGAGUUACAACCAAUUACCACACCACUUAAAAGCUUGUUUUCUAUAUUUUGGAGUUUUCCCUGAAGACUAUGAGAUCCAUGUGAAGAAGUUGGUUAGGUUGUGGGCAGCUGAGGGAUUUUUGAGGGCAGAGGACCAUCAAAAUAUGGAGGAAGCAGCCAUGGAAUGCUUGCAAGAUCUUGUUGAUAGAAGUCUUGUUUUUGUUAGCAAACAGAGCUACAAUGGGAAAACGAAGACAGUAAGAACACAUGACUUGUUGCGUGAUUUGUGUUUGAGAGAAGCUCGACAUGAAAAUCUCUUGAAUAUCAUUGGAGAAGAAAAACUUCCACUUUACAAGAAGGAAAUCUCUUGUCGUUGGAUAAGUGCUACAUUAGGGUUUCAUCCACUUCCUUUGACAAAGUGCUUUCACAAAUCACAUUCCUUUCACUAUCCUUAUGCUUAUUACUCAAGUGUGGAACGUCUAUUUUCACACUUCAAACUACUAAGAGUAGUAGACAUAGAGCGUAUAUAUUCCCAUGGAUAUGGGGAACUAUAUGCGCUUGCAAAUCUCAUUCAUUUGAGAUACUUUGCUUUGAGGUAUUCAACAAAUACAAUUUCCGGCAAAUAUUUUCGUUUAGAGCUCUUUGAGCAUUGGAAUAUGCAAAGCUUUAUUGUUCAUGGAGUUGAUGCUACAUUCGAUUCCUUUGAGGCAUCUGGAAUUUGGAAAAUGCCACUAUUAAGGAAUUUUUGCAUUCAAGGGAUUGUUUCAUUGGGAACUUUGUCAGUUGUUCAUAGAAACUUAGAGAGUAUAUCAUGGUUGAAUUCUAAGCUCUGUACAAAGGAUUUGUUUACAAGGAUUCCGAAUUUAAAAAAAUUGGGAAUUUUUGAUGGAUACGAUGAAAACAAUCUAGAUUGUUUUUAUAAUUUUGUGCAUUUGGGGCAGCUUGAGGAGCUAAGCAUCAGAAAGUGGCAUAAUCUCAACCAUAUUCCAUGUAUCGGCAUCUCAUGGGCAACUAAUUUUUUACCAAAUCUUAAGAAGCUCAAAUUCUUCUUGACUAGUUUGGCAUGGAGUGAUAUGAAGAUUAUUGGUAUGUUGCCGAAUCUAGAGGUUUUAAAACUGAAACGUGCUAUUGCUCGCAAAGACACAAUUUGGGAACCAUCCGAGGAAGGGUUCCGUAAAUUGAAAAGAUUGGUAAUUGAAUAUACAUGUUUGGAACGUUGGAGUGCCAUGGGUGACCAUUUCCCUGUGCUUGAAUGUUUAGAGUUACAUAAAUGCGAUAAUUUGCUAGAAAUUCCUAGUGGUUUUGCGGAUAUCACCACACUAGCACUGAUUCAGUUAAACGGGUGUUGGGAUUCCGUUCUGACUUCAGCAAAGUUUAUUCAAGAAGAGCAAUACAACAACUAUGGAAAUGCCCUCCUUGUUCAUUCGAAAAAUAUUAGGAAGAAACGUGUAAACAACAAAUAGGAAGAAUGGGAUGUGGAGGAAGAGAGUGAUAUAUGUUUUGGUGGAUUAGGCAGGGCAGUGAACCAUUUUCCAGUAACAGGGUGGGUGGAGAGAGAGCAAAUGGAGCAAUUAAGCUAAUUAGCUAAAAGUUUUUACAUACAAGCUAAGAGAGAAGAAAUGGAGGUCUUCUAUAUUCUCUGUGAUUCUGUGUCGAUGGUGAUUUCCUUCGACUAUGUGUGUCGGCAAGGAAGAAUGAAGCGAUGGAGAACAGGGACAAUGAGCGAGGACACCGUGAUUUAUUGUCUCGGCUGAUGAGUGCCACCAAUGAAAACGACAAGUUUUUGAACGACACAUAAAUAUGUAACAACCUAGUUGGUCUUGUCGUUGCCAGCUCCAAUAAUACAAGCGCAACACUUUCCUUCACCAUCAAAUUUCUUGCUGAGAUUCCAUAUAUCUAUGACAAGGUGUAUUAGUGUAUAAAGGUAAUUAAUUCAUUAAGAGAUCGAAGAAUGUUCCGAGACUGAAUUAGGAUCUCGAUUCAUCGCUACUAUCCUUCUAGACUUCCCCUGUCGCGAUUCUGCCUGAGUCGAAGUAAAAACAAACGGAAAAGGGAUGGCCGUUGUUGUAGUAGAAACGACUAUCAUUAGAUGAAUUCCCAUUGCCGCUGAGGCAAUUGCAUCGAGGAAACCUGAGAUUGACGAGCGCCUGGGUUUAUUAGGGUUUUGUUUUAGAUAUUCUAUUUUCAUUAUUUAAUUGAAAAGUUAGGUCAAGUUUUGUACUUGUUCAUCAUGUUGCACAAAAUCGAUCUUUUGCUUUUGUUUUGUUUUUGCACACCACAUAUAACAGAUGUGCAUACAGUGUAAUGGGUAUCAAGUAUGUGCUUUCGUAUCA
This is a messenger RNA of Ipomoea triloba (trilobed morning glory), 4055 nucleotides long. Its product is annotated as putative late blight resistance protein homolog R1B-17. Gene Ontology annotation, biological process: defense response to other organism. Bases 96 to 3185 code for a protein of 1029 amino acids. Lineage: Eukaryota; Viridiplantae; Streptophyta; Magnoliopsida; Solanales; Convolvulaceae. The record is from RefSeq and is a predicted model, not a curated record. Gene Ontology annotation, molecular function: ADP binding. The transcript is spliced from 4 exons.